Messenger RNA from Chelonoidis abingdonii (Abingdon island giant tortoise), 1877 nucleotides. Lineage: Eukaryota; Metazoa; Chordata; Testudines; Testudinidae. The record is from RefSeq and is a predicted model, not a curated record.
UGUGCGAUGGAAAGUUUCACAAGCACUUGCAAGAGAUUUUUGUUCCUUUGGUCGUCCGCUAUGUUGAUCUCAUGGAGUCAUCUAUUGCCCAGUCCAUUCAUAGAGGUCUUGAACAAGAGUCCUGGCAGCCUGUCAAGAGCAUCUCCAACAGUCUUCCCAAUGUAGCUCUUCCGAAAGUUCCAAGUUUGCCUCUUAAUCUUCCACAGAUACCUAGCUUUUCUGCACCAACCUGGAUGGCUUCUUUAUAUGAUUCCACCAAUGGUUCAGCUACAUCAGAAGAUCUUUUCUGGAAACUUGAUGCACUGCAGAUGUUUGUUUUCGAUCUGCACUGGCCAGAACCAGAAUUUGCCCAUCAUUUAGAGCAGAGACUUAAACUUAUGGCCACUGAUAUGAUAGAGGCCUGCGUCAAAAGAACAAGAAUUGCAUUUGAACUCAAGCUGCAAAAGACAAACAAAUCAAUGGACUUGCGCAUUCCUGCAUCUGUGUGUACGAUGUUUAACGUUUUAGUCGAUGCCAAAAAGCAAACUGCUAAACUCUGCAUUCUGGAUGGUGGGCAAGAGUUUGCUGGUCAGUGGCAACAAUACCAUUCAAAAAUAGAUGACUUGAUUGAAGAAACUGUUAAAGAAAUUAUUUCACUUCUCGUUUCAAAGUUUGUUUCAGUGUUAGAAGGUGUGCUGUCUAAACUAUCAAGGUAUGAUGAAGGUACAUUCUUCUCAUCAAUACUUUCAUUCACUGUGAAAGCAGCUGCAAAAUAUGUUGAUGUUCCUAAACCAGGAAUGGAUCUAGCAGACACCUACAUUAUGUUUGUUCGGCAAAACCAGGAUAUACUUCGAGAAAAGGUCAAUGAGGAAAUGUAUAUAGAAAAGUUGUUUGAUCAAUGGUACAGCAGCUCCAUGAAAGUCAUAUGUAUGUGGCUGGCUGAUAGAUUAGACCUUCAGCUUCACAUCUACCAGCUGAAGACUCUCAUCAAGAUAGUGAAGAAAACCUACCGAGAUUUCAGAUUGCAGGGUGUGCUGGAAGGAACACUGAACAGUAAAACCUAUGAUACUGUUCACAGCCGUCUUACAGUAGAGGAGGCCACAGUCUCAGUCACUGAUGGAGGAGGACUUCAGGGUAUCACCAUGAAAGACAGCGAUGAAGAAGAAGGAUGAUAGUGAGAUAUUUCAUCUAGAAUAUCAACACUAGGUGUUUGUUUUGUAACUUGUCCUUGUAUUUGCAUUUAUAGUUUCGCUUUAUAACACUUGAGUACCAAAAAUGUAAUUCAUUCCACUUUUUUAAAUCUGAAAGCAGAAUUAUUGGGAGCAAAAAUGCCAAGAAUUUUUUGAGGACAAUGAUUUUAGCAUAUUUCAAUGUAUAGCUUUGCUUAGAACUGUGAGAAUGUUGGCAUGAAGUUUGAGUUCCACUUGUGAUUAUGUUUCUUUACCUUUUGUUAGAGUUACCAUUUGUUCCUGUAACUCCUCCAUCAAAUAGUGAUGUCCUGUGCAGAAAACAAUACAAAUAAUACACAAUUAUACAGGAAAUCAUUCUUGGAAUAAUUCAGUGCCCUUGUUAAAAAACAGUGUGUUUUCAGGAUUACACUUUAUAUAUUUUUUUCUUGUUUUGUACUUAAUUUUUCAUUAUUGUGUGAUGUGCAUUAAAAACUUAGAUCUUGGUUCACGGUGCUUUGAGUUUGAUGUGUAAAUAAGAAGACUCCAGGGACUACAAAAUGCACAUAAAUUACUUAUGAGUGUUGUGUCUUGUUUCCCUACAUUCAUAGUGCAAGUUUAAGGAUAUCUCAUCAUGCUGGAUGUCAGUAAGCUUGCUAUCAGUGUUUCUAUUUCUAUGUGAAAUUUUGCAGGCAAUAAGAACACAUUUUGUCAUGACUGCGUCUGUAUCUA